CUUAGUGUGUAAAAGAGUUUUUCUGCGUGUCUGUCCGUCAAAUAUAACAAGUAUCAAGGUUUGGAGUUAUCAGUAGAUUUUAUGUUAUCGUACAAAUUCUACAGCAGAGUGUAAAGACGGAUCAAGGUGUCAAAUUGCCUUUUUUCUGUUGAUACACGACUGACCUAGCUGUGAGAGAACAGAUAUACGACAUUCACAAUGGGAUAAAUUAGUGAUUCGGAGAAAAAAAAAUGAAAAGACUGACACCCAGGUGUUAAAUCGCUAUGUUCCAUGUCGGUUCAUUCUUCAAUUAUGAAUAGUGUUGUUUUGGAAAAGUUUACCAGCCGGUUGAUUACUCUUAAGGGAUAUUUAUAUUUUUUUUGCAACGAAACUUGUUUUUCAAUCUCAACACUUAAUUUAUACCUUUAGAUAACCAUUAUCGUUCUGAAAGUUGAAAGGAUGGAUCUAUUUUUUGUGUGAUGGUAGUCAUAUAUAUAUAUUUAUCAAGAAGUGACAAUGAAAGGAUAUGCGGGGUUUAAUAUUAUUUCGGACUUUUAGAAAUUGUCGGAAGAAGUUGUGGUACCACGUCCUGUUGAUUGGAUGCUUACUUCUCGUUAUAAGUGUUCUUAGUUUCAAUAGUCGAGUCCUGUUACAAAACGGGUUUAGUUCACCAAGCUCCUCAGUAGAGGAGUUUUAUUCCAAGCUUCCAGACUUUGGAUAUCAUAACAGAAACUUGCGGAAUAUCUUGCCAUACGACGGUACACACCGACGACGAAAUGAUCAACCAACGAGAAAAUCCCUUAACAAAGCGUACAGACUUUCAGAUAAUUGGAACAUGACUUUGACAUCUGAAUCUAGUCAAGCGAAAGUCCUGAUGGAAAGGGACAACGAAGAACUAGAAGAGAGUGGAAGUGUAAGAAAACGACGUCUUCCCCAAGCUAUAAUCAUUGGGGCGAAAAAGAGUGGGACUCGUGCCUUGUUGGAAUUUCUACGUGUCCACCCAGACGUCCAGGCUACUGGUCCAGAGCCACACUUCUUUGAUAAACACUAUCACAAAGGACUUGAGUGGUACAGGAACAUGAUGCCAGGGACGCUGCCACAUCAGUUGACGAUAGAGAAAACCCCCAGCUACCUCAUCACAAAGGAGGUGCCAUCUAGGGUUUACAGAAUGUCAAAUUUGACCAAACUAGUCUUAGUGGUGAGGGACCCAGUCACCCGUGCCAUUUCAGACUAUACACAGAUUCUCAGCAAACAUGGAGGAAAAGUCAAGUCUUUUCAAAGCUCUGCUUUUUUGAAUAACGACACGACUAAAAUUAAUACGUCAUGGAUUGUGAUAAGAAUCGGUUUAUAUGUCAAGCAUCUAGAGAAUUGGUUAUCUGUGUUUCCCUUGGAACAGAUUCAUUUUGUUCACGGCGAAAACUUAGUGACGAAUCCGGGGGAGGAAAUGAGGAAAGUGCAGGAGUUCCUAGGGUUGCGACCUUUCUUAACGGAAAAACACUUCUUUAUGAACAAAACCCGAGGGUUUCCGUGUAUCAGAAAAACUAUAAACAGCAAGCGGUGGCACUGUCUGGAUGAGAGCAAAGGUCGUAAACAUCCCACAUUACCCGCCAAAGUUAUUUCCUCUCUCAGACGUUUUUAUCGCCCCUAUAACGCCAAAUUUUACAAGAUGACAAAUAUCAAUUUUCACUGGACGUAGCUCUUCGCCAUUACUCUAUAGGCGAUCAGAUUAACCUUUUCCCUAUUCAAAGACUGGGUUAUGAUUGCUCUUUGAGAGGUUGUCAGUAGCCUUAAUUAGUGGUGAAAAUGAUUAUCUGUUAUGUUUUUAUUGUGUAUUAUUAUGUAUUUCAUUUCAGUGGCAAUUCAUUUGAUUGAGGAAAUGAAUCAGUCGCAUGUCAAAUGAUUGUAGGCAAUACGGGUGGAUUUAUUAUUUUUUGUUUCCAAUAAUUUUUCAGUAUAACGUUAAACACUAAACUAUAUGUGUGUGCUGGAAUAGAGGAGAAUGUAUUUUCAUUUUUAAAAUAUUCAGUCUGUUGAAGGUAUCCUCUGACAAUACUCAUUUAUAUACUGAUGUCAGUAAUUCAGUAACUAUACAAACUAAACAUGUCAGUAAUUAUACAAACUAAACAUGUCGGUAAUUAUACAGACUAAACAUGUCAGUAAUUACACAGGCUACACAUGUCAGUAAUUAUACAAACUAAACAUGUCAGUAAUAUACAGGCUAAACAUGUCAGUAAUUAUACAGGCUAAAAACGUCAGUAAUUAUACAGGCUAAACAUGACAGUAAUUACACAGACUUAAAUGUCAGUAAUUAUACAGAUUUAAAUGUCAGUAAUUAUACAGACUAAACAUGUCAGUAAUUAUACAGGCUAAACAUGUCAGUAAUUAUACAGACUAAACAUGUCAGUAAUUAUACAGGCUUAACAUGUCAGUAAUUAUACAGGCUUAACAAGUCAGUAAUUAUACAGGCUAAACAUGUCAGUAAAAACUAAACGUCAGUAAUUAUACAGCCUAAACAUAGUAAUUAUACACACUAAACAUGUCAGUAAUUAUACAAACUAAACAUGUCAGUAAUUAUACAGGCUAAGCAUGUCAGUAAUUAUACAGGCUAAACAUGUCAGUUAUUAUACAGACUAAAAAUGUCAGAACUAAUUUUGAUAUGAACAUAUAUGGGCUUAAACAUAUAUUCAGAGACUUUGAUAUUUAUGAAUUCUUGAAAAAGUAAUAGAGAAUAUUGUUACUUUUGUUUUGUUUUUUGUUUUUUUUUUUUUGCAUCUGUAGCAUACAGGAAGUAUCUUCAUCGAGGAUAUUACAUUCUUUUUUUUCGCACAGAAACCACUUUGUUUUAUAACUUGAAGAACUUUGUCUUCAAGAUUUCGCGUUCUUUAUUCUAUUAAUUGAUCAAAUUCAAAUUCAUUUUUUUUUCAAAUUCCUACAUUGCAGACAUGAAUAGAACAUCUCUUAGUAUAUCUUUCUUUAAAAUAAGUUACAAACUGAGAGUGCCUCGAAGAUCAUCCUUACAUUUUUUACCCUACAUUAAUUUUUUUUUCAUAUAAUUCAGACAUUCACAAUAUAAUCUACUAGACGAUAAAAUUUAUUCCGAUGACAAAUGUCUGAAGCAUUUCCUUUAUACAAGAUGACAUGAAGCAACCUUGAUAAGAUAUUGGUUGGAGGAAAUCCUUUUUUAUUUACUUUGUAUUGAAGAAAUGAUUUUUUAUCAACACGAAGAAUGAAUUUUUCCGUUAUGUUUGAAGUCUUUAAAUAAACGAUUUUUUGUUAUCUA
This is a messenger RNA of Saccostrea echinata, 3259 nucleotides long. Its product is annotated as heparan sulfate glucosamine 3-O-sulfotransferase 6-like. Bases 506 to 1675 code for a protein of 389 amino acids. Gene Ontology annotation, molecular function: [heparan sulfate]-glucosamine 3-sulfotransferase activity. The record is from RefSeq and is a predicted model, not a curated record. The transcript is spliced from 2 exons. Lineage: Eukaryota; Metazoa; Mollusca; Bivalvia; Ostreida; Ostreidae.